Molecule: messenger RNA, 2505 nt
Organism: Dermacentor albipictus
Lineage: Eukaryota; Metazoa; Arthropoda; Arachnida; Ixodida; Ixodidae
Product: Na(+)/dicarboxylate cotransporter 3-like
Biological process (GO): transmembrane transport; citrate transport
Cellular component (GO): membrane
Molecular function (GO): succinate transmembrane transporter activity; citrate transmembrane transporter activity
Source: RefSeq, a predicted model, not a curated record
CCGACGCCGAGCACACCAGUGCAGCGGCCAUGUCUCAGGAGCUCGCUCGCGGUGGCCCGUCGUCCGGCGCCCCGGACCCGGGCCGGGACCCGACGCGCGAUCGCCGCUACUCGUUCGGCUUCGCGCUGCUGCGCGGCAAAAGGGCCAGCACCGAGGACGAGGGCACGCAGGCCAAGACCACCGAGUCGCGGAUCCAGGCGAUGCGCGGCUACGGCUUGGGCCUCUUCCUGCCCGAGGAGGCCUGGCGCUCGGACAACAUCGACCGGCUCAACCGCACCACGCUGCCCACGGACGUCACGCCGCCCUUCCGGCGCUACGAGCGGACGCUGACGCUGCGCUACCUGGAGGAGGACGUGUCCACGCUGAGCAACGAGGAGUACCUCUCGUCCCAGACGCUCAUCAAGCUGCGCCUGGUGCUCGGCUGGUUGGCGCUACUAGCCCCGCUGCCGCUGCUCAUGCAACCGGCACCGGCUUUCCACUGCCUCUACGUGGUGGUCACGACAAGCUUGCUGUGGAUCUUGCGACCCGUACCUCUCUGCGUGGCCGCCCUCUUUCCCGUCAUCGCCCUGCCACUCAUCGGGGUGCUCAGCACGGACAGUGUGUGCGCGUUCUACUUCAACGAGAGCAUCCUCCUGUGUCUAACGAGCUCCCUGAUGGCAGCGCUCGCCCAGCGCCAGGGCCUCCAGCGCUGGCUCACCGUCGCCUGCCUGCGGUGUCUCGGCGGAAGCCUGCGCUGCCUGCUGUUCUCGCUGAUGGCGACCACCGCGCUGAGCGCCAUGCUCUUGAGCGCGCCGGCGGCCGCCUACGGAGCCAUACCCGUGGCCGAGACGCUGGCCAAGGAGUUCCAGCGGAAGCCGCCGCAGCCUUCAUCGGCGGUCGCUGCCACCGGUCACGCCAACGACGCCGAGCCAAAUCCCGGGUUUGGUGGACAGUCAGUGGAUGACCUCUCCUUGGGGGAAGAGUGUGCUGACAGCAUUCGGAAGGUGCUCCUGAUUGCUGUGGUGCUUUCCGCCAUCAUUAGCGCCCCUGCUUGUCUGACUGGAGCCUCGGCAAACAUGUUCCUGAAGGGCUUUCUUGAAAUAGAAGGAUACCCGGAUAUGGUUACGUUCUCCAACUGGAUCACAGCCAACACCCUCUGCGUGACCGCCAACAUCACGGGCCUAUGGCUGUUCUUCGUUUUCUUAUAUAUUCGAAAAAUAGAAAGAGUGGAACCAGGCUUCCAAGAGUCAAUGCGGACCGCCGUUCAGGCCGUCGUUUCUACGGGAACCGAACGCGUGAAGCCAAGAGAAGGAGUCGUGAUUGUGAUAUACGCAGUGGUCCUCUUGAUGGUGUACUUUGAGUGGUCAGACUUCGGGCUUGGCUUGACAAAGUUUCUUGGCCUGACCAAAUGGAUCGACGAAACGACGCCCUUCGUUGUUGCGCUUAUCCUCGUGCUCAUUAUUUUACCGUCCGUGGCGUCCAGCGGCUACGAACGAAUUGCGUUUUGGUCGGACGUGGAAAUGUCCAUACCGUGGAGCACGCUGCUCGUCAUGGGUUCGGGAUUCGCUCUCACCAAGGCAAUGCAGAAGACGUCGCUGGUGUCCUUCCUGUCGUCCAGCGUCCCAACAAGGCCGCAGCUGUCGCUCACUUUCCUGCAGGUGGUGCUGUGCAUCGUGGUCUCCCUGGGUGCCGAGUUGCGUGGUGGUGUCGCACUGUGCUGCAUCAUCUCGCCCUUUGUGCUCAAGCUGUGCGAAUCCUUUCACUGGCAUCCCCUGAGGCUUCUUAUACCCGUCACGUUGUGCUGCUCCAUGGGGCUCUUUUUCUCCGUAUCCUCGCCGGCCAACAACCUGCUCAUGGCCAAGGAGCGCAUCAAUCUCAGCAACUUGGCAGUGUCCGGCCUGUUCGCCCACCUCAUUUUCGUGAGCACGGCCGUAACCAUGACGAACACCAUAGUCCCAACAGCGUUCAAUAUAACCACUCAGCCGUUGAGAAGGCAUCCGUGAGGCACUCGGAAUCGCGCAUUGUGCGUUUUCACAUAAAACCGAACUUCUCCGCUUGUUGUGGGACAAUUAAGCAACAAGGGUGGCUUGAUGCUCGCUUUUGUUUUCAUCAGACGCGCAUGCGCGAAGCUGACCCCAAACAUUGCUGAACAUAGUACGAAUGAGACGUAUCAUAUCGAUUAUAGGCACACAAGUUUAAUCUAGGCUGCAUCACCUAGCAUGCUAGCGGCCUGUUGCAGAACACACAGUCACAAUAAGCUCUUGAGAUCCUCAGGCAUCGAUGUGAGCUCGUGUGCGUUAUGUUGCAUUUGUGCAAAAGAAUAUGUGUAACGGGCUCUGCAUGAUAUGAGCGUAGACAAUCGUGCUAGCACGAAAGCACGUGUUCCCGACGUAGAUUAACGGCUUGUGCAGUCGUUACCUAGCCGAACUGCUCUGCAGUCUGCGUGUAGAUAUCUUUGGAAUCAUUGUAUUAGUGUUAGUGUUUGUGAAUGAGGCACAGCGCUUGUUCUUUAGGCGACUCCGUCAA